CUCAAAUGAUCGAUAUGGACGAUCCUCUGGAUUUCGAGAGAGAGGACCAGCUUCUCAAGGUUCCCUCCAUCAACAAGAAAAGGAAGAAGGUUAUUGGGUUGGAUGAUCUUCUGAAUGAUCAUUACAUAGAGCAAAAUAAGCUUAAAGAGAAGCAAUCCAAAAAGGCCAAAGCCCGGAAGUACAGCCAUGAGGAUGAUGACGAAUGUGGCAAUGAAGCUAUGCUGUCUAAGAUUGUUGAGAAAUGUGAAAAGCAGAUGAAUGAAUUAGGCGGUGAAGAAGAAAUCUCCCACUGGGGAGUGCCAGCUUUUGGAGACCAGAAAGCCUUUCCUCCUCUGGAUUUCUCUGAACUUGAAAGUUGCAACCUCUUACAAUCAUUUGUGGACAACAAGCUUAAUUCUGUAGUGGAAUUGGCCGUAGAGAAAGCAGAUAUAUUUCUUGAAGGUUUAUUAAUCAAUGGGUGGCUUACACAAUUGGUUUUCUUGUGUCACCAUGUAGAGAAAUCAGUAGCUACUUGGGCCUUCAAUACAAUGUUAUAUUCAACAAAAGAAGAGCUGCAAACUUGUACCUGUGAUUUUUGGUGUGCAAUUCUUUCAUCUACUGGAGGGGAUGGCCAAUUAACUGUCAAGAUUGAUUGGUUUCCCAAUUAUAAAGAUUUGAGAAGAGCUCUUGACAUCUAUGGAUUUCUCUUCAACUUUUCAUCAAGUGCUGAAACUAUGGAUACAGAUUCUAGUCCUGGAGGACCACCCCAAAAUAUCAGGGCUUGGGUCAGAUUUGUAACCGCUUGUUGUCUGGGCUUAUUUUCUAAUUUAUGCUUGUUUUUGCCUUUCUUGCUCUUUUUUGUGCUCUGUUUAAUAUGCAGCGUCUCAAAGGAUUUGAAUUGCAUUCAAGCUGUCGAAUGCAUUUCAGAAGUCAGCUCUCGUGGUAAACGACUCAGGAGUGCUGUUGCUUAUGAAAGUCUGCUUCCUUGUUUUGAUGGAGUCAACAGUGGAGAGGAGAUACUCAAAUCACUAGCUUCAAUUAAUUUGAAAGACAAGAGUUGUGAUCUCUUUAAUAUGUACAUAUACUUAGUUUUGGCAGAGAAUUGGAUCCUGUCUUGCCCAGAGUUUGAAGACAAUCCAGUACUUUAUGAGAUGUUCUGUCGUUACCUUAAAAAUUGUUCAUGUUUAAUCUCCAGCACAGACCUGCGCUCCUACGCAUCUAAGAUUCGUAAUAGAGCUGCAUAUCUUCUUCACUUCUUCAUCCAUAAAUAAUCAGUUUCAGGUAGAAUGGACUACGUCAGAAAAAUUAUGUCAUUUUGUUUUGGGUGUGGCAUGAGAUAACCAAAUGUCAGACAGCGAAAACUUGGAGUUCGCCACAUUGCGUCUGCGUGCAGCACUUUGCACCUCAUUUGAUCUUGACUGCCAAAAAAAUGCAUGCCUCUUUCUUCUUGCAGCUUGAGAUGUUGGCGUGCCAAUCUAAAGUCAAAGAUGGUGCUUUACGAAUAUUUUUGCUUUUUGCCUGAGCUGUAGUUAAAAACGGUUGCUCAUCCUAGAUUGCAAAUUUGUAAUAUGCAAGCAUAUCUACCUUUAUCUUUUUCCUUUAUCUUUUAUUUUUAUUUAUGCCUACUAAUUGUAACUGCUGUUUUGCUCGUGGUUUGAUGCAAUGGAGAAACUCUCACACUCAAUCGACGAUGACUGUCUGAGGUUGUUUUGUAAGCAUUAAGUACGACUUCUGUAAAGUCAUCAAGCUGAAUCGAUGCGUUAGCUGACACCUUG
Messenger RNA from Neltuma alba, 1754 nucleotides. RefSeq lists its product as uncharacterized. The coding region runs from base 6 to 1250 and encodes 414 amino acids. The transcript has 12 exons. The record is from RefSeq and is a predicted model, not a curated record. Lineage: Eukaryota; Viridiplantae; Streptophyta; Magnoliopsida; Fabales; Fabaceae.